Messenger RNA from Corylus avellana, 1628 nucleotides. Its product is annotated as UDP-glycosyltransferase 89B2. NCBI's taxonomy places the organism in Eukaryota, Viridiplantae, Streptophyta, Magnoliopsida, Fagales, Betulaceae. Gene Ontology annotation, molecular function: UDP-glucosyltransferase activity. The record is from RefSeq and is a predicted model, not a curated record.
UCAAAUUACUAUUUUAUUCUUAAAAUCCUUUUUCAUUAGUCAAGUUGUUAACUCAACCUGUUUCGUGCACAUUAAGAGAGUUUGGCUUAAAAAGAGAAAAUCCCUCUACCAUUAAAUUAAACAAAGCAUAUUUUGAUUUCCAAAGUAUUUUCAGCCAUGUCCUCCUCCAGUACCGGCGGGCCACACAUCCUGGCCUAUCCAUACCCAGACUCCGGUCACAUCAUACCUCUUCUCGACCUCACCCACCGGUUAAUCGCCCGUGGCUUAACGGUCACCGUUUUGGUCACCGCCGAAAGCCUCCCUUUACUCCAACCGCUCCUCUCUACCCACCCUUCUUCAAUCCAACCCUUGGUCCUCUCCGCCCCCCCAGGAGAGAGUCGCGUUGCUAAGGUGCACGCCAUGAGCCAACUUCACUAUCCUACACUCCUCCAGUGGUUCCGUUCCCACCCUUCCCCCCCUGUAGCAAUUAUCUCCGAUUACUUCCUCGGCUGGACCCACCACCUCGCUUGCGAGCUCGGCGUGAGACGUCUCGUCUUCUCGCCGUCCGGUGCCUUUGGCUUCUCGAUUCUUUUGUCUCUGUGGCGAGACCUACCAAAACUUGACAUGGGUUCCCCGUUAUCGUUCCCCCAAAUUCCUCACUCCCCGGUUUUCCCAUGGCGGCAGAUCUCUCGUUACUAUAGAAAUGGUAAGGAAGGAGACCCAGAUUGGGAAUCUAACAGGAGUAACAUGCUCGAUGACAUAGCCAGCUGGGGUGUGGUUUUUAACUCGUUUGCUGAGUUGGAGCGAGUUUACUUGGAACACAUGCGCGCUGAACUCGGGCAUGAUCGAGUCUGGGCGGUGGGCCCGCUAUUGCCUCCGGAAGACAGCGUUGUAGGACCCGCUAACCGAGGUGGGCCCAGCUCGUUGCCUUGUCAUGAGGUUAUGACGUGGCUAGGCGCGCGAUAUGACAGUUCGGUCGUUUACGUAUGCUUCGGGAGUCGUUUCUCGUUGCCGAGGAAACAGAUGGAUGCGCUGGCCGAAGCUUUGGAGUGUAGUGGGGUCCAGUUUAUUCUGUGCGUUAGGCGACACGUGGGCGAUGAUGAUGAUGAUAAGGAGGGAGCGAUUCCUGAUGGGUUCGAAGAUCGUGUGGAGGGUAGGGGUUUAGUGAUAAAGGGAUGGGCUCCACAGGUGGCCAUACUGAGUCACCGAGCCGUGGGUGCAUUCUUGACUCACUGCGGGUGGAACUCAGUUCUGGAAGGGGUCGCCGCCGGGGUGGUGAUGCUGACAUGGCCGUUGGGCGCGGACCAGUUCACGAAUGCGAAACUAUUGGUUGAGCAGCUAGGCGUGGGAAUCAGAGCAGGUGAAGACACAGAGAAUAUUCCCGAGUCGACUGAGUUAGCUCGUCUAUUGGCUGAAUCUGUGAAUGCUACAAGGCCAGAGAGAGUCCGAGUCAAGAAGCUUAGAGACGCCGCCUUGGAUGCGAUCAAAGGUGGGAGCUCGGAUAAAGAUUUGGAUGAUCUCCUGAAGCGGCUAAGUGUCGCUUAGCAAUUUGAAUGCUGUUUUCCAUGAUAUUUCAAUAAUGGAAGCUCGUCAAAGUGGAAACUGUAACUGUAAUAAUGAAGUAUAUAUGUAACUCUUAAUAUAUUUAU